Molecule: messenger RNA, 297 nt
Organism: Chrysochloris asiatica (Cape golden mole)
Lineage: Eukaryota; Metazoa; Chordata; Mammalia; Afrosoricida; Chrysochloridae
Product: caveolin-2-like
Exons: 2
Biological process (GO): positive regulation of MAPK cascade; negative regulation of endothelial cell proliferation; caveola assembly
Cellular component (GO): cytoplasmic vesicle; perinuclear region of cytoplasm; caveola
Molecular function (GO): protein kinase binding; molecular adaptor activity
Source: RefSeq, a predicted model, not a curated record
GACGACGCCUACAGCCGCCACAGCGAUGUCGAAUACGUGCACCCUGAGAAGUUCGCGGACUCGGGCCCGGACAGGGAUCCCCACCGACUCAACUCGCAUCUCCAGCUGGGCUUCGAGGAUGUGGUGGCUGAACCGGUGUCUACGCACUCCUUUGACAAUGUGUGGAUCUGCAGCCAUGCCCUCUUUGAGAUCAGCAAGUAUGUGGUCUACAAGUUCCUGACCGUGUUCCUGGCCAUUCCCCUGGCCUUCGCUGCAGGAAUUCUCUUUGCCACGCUCAGCUGUCUGCACAUCUGGUGA